Messenger RNA from Penicillium verhagenii, 1350 nucleotides. Its product is annotated as zinc finger protein. Lineage: Eukaryota; Fungi; Ascomycota; Eurotiomycetes; Eurotiales; Aspergillaceae. The coding region runs from base 1 to 1350 and encodes 449 amino acids. The record is from RefSeq and is a predicted model, not a curated record. The transcript has a single exon.
AUGGAUUGUCUUUCUCGAUCCAAGCAGUCUUCCAGCUUUGAAGAUUCUCCAAUCUCCUUCGGUUCCUCGUUUGUUGCCGACAUGGACCUGACGAAUCAGCUCUCUGCCGUGUUGGACCGAGAGCAUAACGACACGGUUGUUCAAGAGCUGAAUCUUUUGGACGCGACCCUUCCCCCCGACAAAAUCCUCAGGAAAGUGCUCAGCCCCGACUCGUUUACACGUACCGCGUCUUCUUUUGCCUGUCUGCAGCAAGGCCAGCAGCUCCCAACCUCUGUCGUCGGAUACCGCACCAUCGGAUUCGGGCAGUGUGGCCUCGUCUUCGAAAGGCCCGGCCGAGGAUACGUUCCGAAGGUUGCCAAACCAUCCUACGAAGAUGGUCUCUGGGCCGACUUUAAGGCCCAUUACAGCAUCAACCAGGCAUUCCUGAAGUACCAGACUUCCGAUCGAGUGAUUGAAUGCCGCGUGCCGAAACUUUUCUCGUAUAUCACAAAGGAACAUCAAGGUUGGUGGAAUGAGAGCCGACCGGUUUUCACCACAAUCCAUAACUCACUUUCGCUUCCGGCGCCCGUAUUAAUCUCUCAAAGAAUCCUCCCGUUACCAAAAGUUGCUCGUGAAGCCCUCGUUGCCAAGUAUUGUCCAGAAUCAUCACAAGCACUUGUGAAGGCCAACCCAACCAACCGAGACUGUCUUGCUCGAGUCUACCUCGGUCGGCGUCGAAUCACAACUGCACCAUCUGCAAACUUUACCUUGCGGAACUUCAAUUUGCACCUGGAUCAGAUGGUAGAGCUUGGUCUUCCUGUUCAGAAGAUGGCCGGUGCUAUUGGUGAAGCGUUAGCAAUCGUUCACUGGGCCGCCCAUGUUGAUGGGUACGAUAUUGAGUUUGUGCUGGGGAGUGAAGGGUAUACAACCUAUACACGCGAUCUUUCUACUGUUCUAAAUCUGUCCGCGGAGCAAGUGGCAGCGCUACCUCCACAAACCGACAUCGAAUCUAUGAUAUCAGGGAAACUCAAGCACCGUAUAACCCGUUUAUGGAUGCUGGACUUUAAUCUAUGCAACAUGUGGGAUGAAAACGCAGCCUUCUCGAGCCCUGGUGCAUUGAUAUCACAGUUAGUGAUAUCCUUUUUUGAAAAUGACCCCUAUUAUCCACUUCCGUUGAUGGAAUGUGACUUGGACCAAGAACUGUGGGCAAUCUUUACCGCCCAAUAUAUCCAAACGGCGGCCCAGGUUCUGACUGGAAAGGAUCCACGACUCGCAGCGCUUCCUUUGAAGUUCAUUGACGAUUGUAUCGAGAGAGAGCGGGAUAAUAUCAAGAAUGGACUUGGCCACGGCCACCGUUAUCUCAAACAGUAA